Urocitellus parryii (Arctic ground squirrel) is the source of this 1015-nucleotide messenger RNA. It is a transcript of the gene Dctn6, whose product is annotated as dynactin subunit 6. Gene Ontology annotation, molecular function: dynein complex binding. Gene Ontology annotation, biological process: mitotic spindle organization. Lineage: Eukaryota; Metazoa; Chordata; Mammalia; Rodentia; Sciuridae. The record is from RefSeq and is a predicted model, not a curated record. Gene Ontology annotation, cellular component: dynactin complex.
GUCCAAUCGCUUGUAGAGAUUGUCGCUUUAUCCAGUCUGUGGUGUUGAUCACGGCUCCAGCUGUAGAUCAGGCCCGUACAAUGGCGGAGAAGACUCAAAAGAGUGUGAAGAUUGCUCCCGGAGCAGUUGUAUGUGUAGAAAGUGAAAUCAGAGGAGAUGUUACUAUAGGACCAAGGACGGUGAUUCACCCCAAAGCACGAAUUAUUGCUGAAGCUGGGCCAAUAGUGAUUGGUGAAGGUAACCUGAUAGAAGAACAGGCCCUCAUCAUAAAUGYUCAUCCAGAUAAUAUCACUCCUGACACUGAAGAUCCAGAACCCAAAACUAUGACCAUUGGCACCAACAAUGUGUUUGAAGUUGGCUGUUAUUCCCAAGCCAUGAAAAUGGGGGAUAACAAUGUCAUUGAAUCAAAAGCAUAUGUAGGCAGAAAUGUAAUAUUGACAAGUGGUUGCAUCAUUGGGGCUUGCUGCAACCUAAAUACUUUUGAAGUCAUCCCUGAGAAUACAGUGAUCUAUGGUGCAGACUGCCUUCGUCGGGUGCAAACUGAGCGACCACAGCCCCAGACUCUACAACUGGAUUUCUUAAUGAAAAUCUUGCCAAAUUAUCACCACCUAAAGAAGACUAUGAAAGGAACCUCAACUCCAGUUAAGAACUGAGAACAGGAUAUAUCAAGAUAACGUUCCCACUUUGACUACUCUCUUUCAAAAGGGCCACAGUGUUUGUACAUUCUUAGCAGCUCACAGAAUAAUGUGUGUUGACUUUAUUUGAUAAAACAGAGAGAGGAAAUUAGUGGAUUUCCAUUGUAACUGUCCUUUAUAAUUUAUAUAAAAAUGUAUUAUUUUCCUAUACCUAUGCUCUUUUCUGAUAAUUUACAGAUUCAUUUUUUCUUUUGUUAUAUAAAAUGUUAGGCACAAAUUAAUUAUGUAAAAGACUACCUAUGAUAAGAAAUGGCAUGAGGUUAUGUAUUAUAUUCUAGCAUAUGCUAAACUAAAUAAAACUGCUGAUGACAGAAUUUUUA